Molecule: messenger RNA, 815 nt
Organism: Homalodisca vitripennis (glassy-winged sharpshooter)
Lineage: Eukaryota; Metazoa; Arthropoda; Insecta; Hemiptera; Cicadellidae
Product: periodic tryptophan protein 2 homolog
Exons: 6
Coding region: 171-800 (209 amino acids)
Biological process (GO): ribosomal small subunit assembly; maturation of SSU-rRNA from tricistronic rRNA transcript (SSU-rRNA, 5.8S rRNA, LSU-rRNA)
Cellular component (GO): small-subunit processome; Pwp2p-containing subcomplex of 90S preribosome
Molecular function (GO): protein binding
Source: RefSeq, a predicted model, not a curated record
GAGGAUUUUAGGUUAUGUUCUAUUGAAGUGGUUGAGUUGUAUUUGUUUAUAAUUAUUUCAAAUAUUUACGCCAUAACCCAACGCUAGUUCCUUGCUUACUAUGGAUUUGGCUUAGUACUGAUGCAUAUUAAGUUUUACUUUUUACAUUAUUGGUUUAUUAAUAGGUGAUAAUGAAGUUCUCAUUCAAGUUUUCGAACCUGUUGGGGUCAGUGUACAAGAAAGGAAAUCUCUUAUUUACUCCAGAUGGGAACUCUGUUGUAAGUCCAGUAGGAAACAAGAUAACCAUUCAUGAUUUAAAAAAUAACAAAUCGUCAACACUGCCAGUAGAAAGUAGUUACAACUUCACGUGUCUGGACUUGUCACCUAAUGGCUACAAUCUCAUUGCCAUCAACGAACAAGGAGAUGCCUACCUGAUCAGUCUACUCAGUCGGAGUGUCGUGCACCGGUACAAGUUCAAUCAUGCUGUCACAUGUGUCAAGUUCAGCAGUGACGGCAGCCGGUUCGCUGUCUGCAAACAGAACAACGUGUUCAUAUUCAAGGCACCUGGCCAGUUCGGGGGCAAGUUCAAUCAGUUUGUGAUGGAGAGAGUCUAUCACAAUGCCUUUGAUGAUACUACAUGUGUGGAUUGGGCCUCUGACUCCAGGGUACUGGCUGUGGGCUGUAAGGACACUUCAACACGGCUCUAUUGCCUUGACAGAAUGGCCAACUUCCGUCCCAUCACUCUAGGUUCUCAGAAUGACGUUAUAGUUGCAGUUUUCUUUGAGAAUAACUCUCUCGAUGUCACCACAGUAGCAAGGUGAGUUUCAGCUUUGAUG